UGUUGUUCUUCUUUUUGGAUUGCUUCCAUAUUUGAUCAGAUUUUGCAAACCCUUGCCUUACAGUUCCUGUUACUGACGAUAAUCCAUGGCCGGCGAGGACUCUACCGCCAUUGUGGCUGCAAUUCAGUCUCUUCUCCGCAUAAUCCGCGAUGUUGCAAGGAGUUCCGCUACUGGAUUUACAGGAGGCUUCAAGAGGGAUUGUACUGAUCUUUCUAGGAGAGUAGCCUUGUUGUCGCAUUUGUUGGAAGAAAUUAGGGAUUCUCAAGGUGAUUUAAGGCCGUUGGAUUCAUCGCCUUCUUCCUCAACGUCUUCUUCUUUGUUAUCUGAGCUAAUGACAGCUCUUAAAGCUGCUAAAAGACUGCUUCUAUCUGCAGGAAGCUUCGAUCACAAUAUCUCUCCUGACGGAGCCUCCCAGAAAAUUGCAUUUCAAUUCCAAGAUGUUACAUGGAAAUUGGAGAAAGCAUUAUCCAACUUGCCAUAUGAUCGUUUUGACAUAUCAGAGGAAGUUAAAGAACAAGUUGAUUUAGUGAAAGGUCAGUUGAAAAGAGCGACAGCACGAUAUGGUGGACCAAAAGAUUCGAUUGAUAUUUCUUGUGGCAUAUCCAAGCCAUUGGCUAAAGAGUCUGACUCUCUUCAGCCAACCAACAUUGAUCAUCAUGGAUUUGAAUCGAAAGUGGGAGGUAUUCCAAAUGAAAGCCUUUCAAAAGAUCCAGAUGAAAUGAUUCAUCAGUUGGAACUAGAAACUACUGAUGUGGGUUGUACAGUAAACAACAUAGAGGAGAACAAGAAGCUUGAUUCUCCUGUGAUUCCAGAUGACUUCCUUUGCCCGAUUUCGCUAGAGCUCUUCCGAGAUCCUGUUAUUGUGUCCACAGGACAGACUUAUGAGAGAUCAUACAUACAAAGAUGGAUCAAUUGUGGGAAUACAACAUGCCCAAAAACUCAGCAGAAACUUCAAAACUUCAUCCUUACUCCUAACUAUGUCUUAAGAAGUUUGAUCACUCAAUGGUGUACAAAUCACAAUGUUGAACAGCCAACUUUACUAACCAACAGAAAACUGAAAAAGAGCGACGGAACGUUUCUUGAUGUCAGCCGAGAUAUCGAUGUCAUCGAAUCGAUCGUUUAUAACCUCUCGAGUCCGUCUAUUGAAGAACGAAGGGCAGCCGUGUCUGAAAUAAGAUCGUUAUCGAAAAGAAGCACAAACAACCGAAUACUCAUCGCUGAAGCAGGAGCAAUCCCAAUCCUUGUCGAUUUAUUAACAUCCGAAGAUAAUAUUACACAAGAACAUGCCGUGACUUCGAUUCUCAACCUUUCAAUAUACGAAAACAACAGGGGACUCAUAAUGCUCGCAAAUGCAGUACCUUAUAUUGUAAAAGUCCUCAAAGCCGGAAUCAUGGAAGCACGAGAAAAUGCAGCCGCUACCCUUUUUAGCUUAUCACUUGCGGAUGAAAAUAAGAUCAUAAUCGGUGCAUCUGGAGCAAUUCCUGCUUUGGUUGAUCUGCUUGAAUAUGGGAGCCGAAGAGGCAAGACCGAUGCUGCGACCGCGUUGUUUAAUCUGUGUAUGUACCAAGGAAACAAGGGGAGGGCGGUCAGGUCGGGGAUCAUGGUGGCACUACUCAAAAUGCUGACGGAUUCAGGUGGUUCGAUGGUUAAUGAAUCAUUGACGAUACUUUCUGUUCUUGCUACCCACCAAGAAGCUAAAGCGGCUAUGGUAGAAGCUGGCAUUAUUCCUAAUUUGAUCGAUCAUAUGACGGUAGGGAUCCCGAGAAACAAAGAAACCGCUGCUUCGAUUUUGGUUUCGUUGUGCAAGAGAGACGACGAGAAUCUUGUGUGUAUAAACAGGCUCGGGGCCGUGGGACCGUUGAUGGAGCUUGCCACAAAUGGCACGGAACGGGGUAAACGAAAGGCUAACUCGUUGUUGGGGCAACUCGAAAGGUUACGACAACAACUCGAACACGUCUAAGCGACCGCCAACUAACUUCUUUCGGGUACUUUAUUUAUCUCAUUCAUAUUUUUUACAGCGUGGGAUUUACCGGAUUGGUUUGAUUUUUAACAUAUUAUUUUCAUGGCAUGAAGAAGAACAAAGAGUUGAAGC
Cynara cardunculus var. scolymus (artichoke) is the source of this 2092-nucleotide messenger RNA. RefSeq names its product U-box domain-containing protein 10-like. The transcript is spliced from 4 exons. Lineage: Eukaryota; Viridiplantae; Streptophyta; Magnoliopsida; Asterales; Asteraceae. The record is from RefSeq and is a predicted model, not a curated record. The coding region runs from base 86 to 1960 and encodes 624 amino acids. Gene Ontology annotation, biological process: protein ubiquitination. Gene Ontology annotation, molecular function: ubiquitin-protein transferase activity; protein binding. Gene Ontology annotation, cellular component: cytoplasm; nucleus.